AUGGUGCUUGAAUCUGGAGUGAUUAAUUUUGACAAGAAGCCUGUAGUACUUCAGCCUUGGUCAUCAGAUGUUGAGUCUUUAAGGUUAGUAAAAUCUGUCCCUGUUUGGAUUCGAUUACCUAGUCUCAGGCUGCAAUACUGGGGUGUGAACUGUUUGAGUGCUCUUGUUAGCACGAUUGGCACUCCUAUCAUGGUCGAUAAGGUCACAAAAGCUAGAACUAUGAUUAAAUUUGCUAGAAUCCUAGUUGAUAUGGAAAUUGCUAAACAUCUCCCCAUGCAUAUUCAUUACCUAAAUGAGAGAGGUCAGGUUAUGGAGCAACCCAUUGAUUAUGAGUGGUUACCAACUAAAUGCUCUGGUUGCAAGAAGUUGGGUCAUACUGCUGCUGUCUGUAAGCAUGCCCCAGAUGCUAUAAAGAAGUUGACAGAGGCUAAAAACCAGGCUAAUGCAGUUGAUAUUAAAGCAAGUGGCAUUGCUGCGAAUGCCCAGGAUAAUAGUUCCCAGAAUAAAGCUUUGAUUGAAACAAAACUAAAGGGAGACAGAAUAAGGGAUUUUAUGAACUCAUUUUUUGAUGGUUGGAAGUUUUAUAGUAGUUCUGUGGUGGAGGGGCGUAUUUUUCUAAUUUGGAAAGCUCACUUGGUGAAGGUUGAAAUUAUUCAGGAGAAUGCUCAGCUGCUACACUGCAGAGUUAAUAUGCUUGGUGGGAAUUUGGCUUAUUGCCUCUCGAUUGUAUAUGUCUCUAAUCAAUUGGAGACAAGGAAAUCUUUAUGGUCUGACUUAGCUACUGUUCAGAGACUGGUUAAACCUUGGAUUGUUAUGGGAGACUUUAAUGAUAUCUUCCAUGUUGAUGAUCAUCUUUAUGGAAGACCUAUUUCUGUUAAGGAAAUGGAGGAUGCUCGUCAAUGGUUGGCUUUGGGAGAGGCAACUGAAAUGAAGACUUUGGGCCCUAAUUACAAUUGGUCUAAUAAGCAAGAUGGAGGAGCUCGUAUUUUCUCCAAAUUGGACAGAGUUUUUUCUAAUGAAAGCUGGACUGAUGUCUUCCCGUUAGUUGUAGCAUAUGCUCAAUGGGAUGUGGUUUCUGACCAUUGCUAUUUGCUGAUUAAACAGGGGUAUUUAUGUAGAUUAGGAGUGAAGCCUUUUCGGUUUUACAAUAUGUGGGCAGCUCAUGAAAAAUUCAGGGAAACUGUUCUUCAUAGCUGGUAUAUUCCUUUAGAGGGGUAA
Humulus lupulus (European hop) is the source of this 1218-nucleotide messenger RNA. RefSeq lists its product as uncharacterized. The transcript is spliced from 2 exons. Bases 1 to 1218 code for a protein of 405 amino acids. The record is from RefSeq and is a predicted model, not a curated record. Lineage: Eukaryota; Viridiplantae; Streptophyta; Magnoliopsida; Rosales; Cannabaceae.